GGGGGGGGCGGCGGCGGCGGCGGCGGCCAGCGGGGACCCGGCCCUGCCCGCCCGCCGCGCCGCCCGCCUCAGGCCCCGCUGGUAACGGAGGGAGAGCGGCCGGAGCCCAGACGCUGCUGCCUGAGCUGCUAAGAGAGGGGCCGCCUCGGAGCCUCCUGCCACCCGCUGCAGCCCCCGGAGCAGGCGCCGAGCGCUGUGCACCGCCACCAGCUUGGAUCGGACGCCCCGCAGUGCCGCUGGCCACAGCCUGCCCUGGAGCCCAGCCACCCGGUGAGGGCGCUGGGACACGUGCCCGUGGGGUCGCACGCCUGCCACGCUCACACGUGCCCCGGGAAGCCCACCGCAGGGGCCGGACACGCGCAGCCAUGUGAUGCCGGAGGAGCGCGGCGAUGAUAUGGAAUGUGGGCAGCUGCCUGCGGACACGCUCCGACAGGUGACGGUCCUGCGCCACCCCCGCUACGGAUUCGGCUUCGUGGCCGGCAGCGAGAGGCCCGUGGUGGUGCGCUCGGUGGCAGCAGGUGGCCCCUCUGAGGACAAACUCCUGCCAGGAGACCAGAUUUUGGCCAUCAACGAUGAGGAUGUGAGUGAAGCCCCCAGAGAGAGGUUCAUCGAGCUCGUCAGGAAGGCCAAAGACUUCAUCAUCCUCACGGUCCUGCACACCCACCAGUCCCCCAAAUCCGCUUUCAUCAGCGCAGCCAAGAAGGCGAAGCUGAGGUCCAACCCGGCGAAGGUCCGCUUCUCAGAGCAGGUGACGGUCGGCGAGACAGACCCAGACAUGCUGAAGAAGGAAGCUCUCCUCCUCAUCCCCAACGUGCUGAAGGUUUUCCUGGAGAACGGGCAGAUCAAGUCCUUCACGUUCGAUGGCCGAACCACUGUGAAGGACGUGAUGGUGACGUUGCAGGACCGCCUGUCCCUGCGGCACAUCGAGCACUUCGCCCUGGUCCUGGAGUACUCGAGCCCGGAGCAGAGCCACCGCUUCCUGCUGCUCCAGGACAAGCAGCCGCUGGCCCACGUCGUGCAGCGGACGCACUACCACGGCAUGAGGUGCCUCUUCCGCGUCAGCUUCUUCCCCAAAGACCCCGUGGAGCUGCUGCGCCGCGACCCCGCAGCUUUCGAGUACCUCUACAUCCAGAGCCGCAACGACGUGAUCAGAGAGCGCUUCGGCGUGGACCCCAAGCCGGAGAUGCUGCUGGGGCUGGCUGCCCUCCACAUCUACAUCACCGUGGCGGCCACGCGGCCCAGCCAGAAGGUGUCCCUCAAGAACGUGGAGAAGGAGUGGGGCCUGGAGCCCUUCCUGCCCCCCUCGCUGCUGCAGCUCGUCAAGGAGAAGAGCCUCCGCAAAUCCCUCUCGCAGCAGCUCAAAGCCCACCAGAACCAGCCCGGCGGCACCAAGGUCUCCGCUGCCCAGGCUAAGCUGCAGUACCUGAGGAUCCUGAACGAGCUGCCCACCUUCGCCGGGGUCCUCUUCAGCACCGUGGGACUGGACGAGAAGCAGCCGGCCACCACGCUGCUGGUGGGCCCCCGGCACGGCAUCAGCCACGUCAUCGACCUCAAGACCAACCUGACCACCGUGCUGUCCGAGUUCAGCAAGGUCAGCAAGAUCCAGCUGUUCAGGGAGAACCAGGGGGUGGCCCGGGUGGAGACGAGCAUCCUGGACGCCAAGCCGCUGGUGUUGCUGAUGGAGUGGCCUGAAGCCACCAACUUCGCCUGCCUCAUCGCAGGUUACUGCCGUCUCCUGGUGGACUCCAAGAAGAUGAUAUUCUCCAGGCCCCCCAGCCAGCCCCCGCCGCCUCAGAUUAUCAAGGCAGAUUACAUCAACGCACACAACCUCCACCGGCCCACGGGGCACACGGGAAAGAAGGAGAGCGGGUUCGUGGGUGGCCCCGCCGCCAGCCCCGGCGAGGCCCGGGCUCGAGCGGCCAGGGCCUCGGACUCGGAGCUCGUCAGCUUUUGCUACCUGCACAUGCGAGAGCAGAGAAAGGAGAGAGAGAGCAGGACGGAUAUCAACGAAAACCUGAUCUUUUUCGAGGAAACUCGUCCCAGGACCAAAUCCGACCCCACCUCCAAGAGCUCUGGCCAAGGCUAUGACGGGGCUGCCAACGAGCACGACCCGGACGGCCUCGACCGAGAGCGGCACGCCAGCCGGGCCCGGGCACACACCAUCGACACCCACCCGCGGGGCGACGCCGCUCACUUCUACUGCGAGUCCUGCAAGGCCAAAAUCAAGAGCCGGCUGGCCCUGCGCAAGGCGGGCAAGCCCGGCGGCGCCCGUGACAACAUGGUGGACCUGAUGUCUCUUCCCCCUCCCGGCAGCGAUGAGGAAGAGGACGAGACGACGUCCCUGCUCCCUGCCAUCGCCGCCCCCCCGCCCGGCUUCCGCGACAACAGCUCGGACGAGGACGACCCCAAGCGCCGGGCGGCCGCCCAGGGCCAGGAGCAGGGCCGGCACCUCUGCGGCAUCCUCUACGACGAGAUCCCCGUCACGCUGAUAGACAGCGUGCAAACGCGGACGGUCCGGGACCAUGCCCAAGAGCUGGACGAUGCCCUGGUGUCCACCCUGCAGGCGCUGGAAGCCCUGGCUGCUUCAGAGGAUUGUCCGCAUCCCCCGCCGCAACAGACAGCAGGUCUUAUUGUUCUGGCCGCCAUCACGCCUGAGUCAUCCUUGGAUUCUGGCCACGAGACCAACUCCUCAGAGCUAACCGAUGUCUCGGAGAUGGUCUCUGCUAUGAAGCAGCAUCAGAACGCAGCCUACUUCCUUGCUCAGCACAUCAACAAAGAAAACCUCCUGGCCAGAAAGGACUUGCCUUUCCGAAUCCAGAGCUGUGCAGCCCAGGCUGUUCUCACCACGCCAUAUGCCCUCAGCCGCCAGGAGCCAAACUCUUCAUUGAAGCCAGCUUUCUCUCACCAAAGCCCCAACCUUACCAACUGCAAGAGCAAACAGGAGCAGCAGAAUGCUGAGCGGAGCUACGGCUCGGCUGUCCAGCCGGUGCUGACCCCCCUGCUGAGUGAGCAGAACAGGGGGGCUCCAGCGCCAGGCUCUGAAUGCAAAGGUGCAGGCCACACAAAACCUGCCUUUGAGGUAUCUCUGCAUGCCACAGCAGCCCCGAGCAGGGAGCAGGCACAGGAUCUACAAGAGAAGAUGACCAAAGAGGUUAAGCCGAGCCCCAAGCUCCUCCCAGAUCAAAAGAGUGGCGUGACUACAGCCAUCAUUUCAGCUGCUCUGCAGCAAGUGGCAAAUGCACAAGGCUCAGCUCCCCAGGCAGCAGCAGCCUCAAAAGAAGACAAGAAGGUGAACGGGACCAGCAGCUGUGCAUCAGCCAGCAACAAGCCCUUGAAACUUAAAGGAAGUCAACAAACUUCAGAGCCGUUAUGCAACUGCCAGCAGCAGCAGCAACUCUCUCAGCAGCAGCAUAGUGAAGUUUCUUCAAGUCCUAAAGAAGCUCACAGCAGUAAGGCUGAAGCUUUCCACCUCACCUCAGCAGGUGAGGAAUUGAUGCCCGGUAAGACUUUUGCCUCUAAAAGCUACCAGCAAAAAGUGAGUCGAGAUGCCCCAGGAAAAGCAGCGUGUGGAGAAACAGGGCAGAAGGCAGGUGGGGAAACCAUGAACCUCAUUUUUCAGAAACACACAGCUCCUUCAAACCAAGCAGAGAAAACGCAACAGGAAAGUUCAGCCAAGACCUUAAAAGCUGAGAGUAGCAAUCUGCACUCUCCGUCACCUGUUAGCACUUUCAGGAGCACCAGUGAGGAUUCCAAGGGGCCAAUCCAGCUAGUGCCCAGGUCUGAGAGCCUGCAGGUCAGCACCGUGCCUUCCAAAAAAGUAGAAAAGGUCCUGGAGGUGACCCAACCAGAUAUUGAUGUCCCAGCUAAACCCAAAGCUCCCAAAGCUCCCUUCAGGUUUAGGAACCUGUUCUCUGCAACAUUUCCUACCCGGCUGAAGAAGGAGACGGACGAGCGGCAAGCCCAGCUGCAGAAAGUGAAGCAGUACGAGCUAGAAUUCCUGGAAGAGCUGCUCAAGCCAAAGAGCAAAAGUGACCUCCCACCACAGGAGUAUCUACACCCUCCUGCUCCUGGACGCUGCAGCUGCCAGCUAAGGAGCAGUCCUGUCCAAAAAGUCCCCGGGAUGUCCAGGGAGCAGAGGCGCAGCUGUGACUGCAAGCGGAUCUGUAGGGGGGUGAGGCCACCGAUGGUGAUGCCAGAACUGGAGAGGCAAGGGAGGGAUAAAGUUGCCGAUGACCAGAAGCAGGCAGGAGCGAUUAGGUUGACAAGCAUGAGCAGCCCUUCCAAAGGCAAGCGGAUACGAUCUACGAGUUUAGAGUCCAGGGACUACCGGUCAGAUCCAGAAAACAGCAUGUCAUGUUUGACAACGUGUGCUUCCCGAGGGGAAUGCAUGGGUGCUCCACACUACAAGAAGCUCUUGCGCCGCUACAGUGUUAGUGAAUUGGAUAAGACUGAUAGGACAUCCCUGUCCUCUGACAUCUACCAAAACAUCUAUCCAGCCACGCAGAAAGGCCCUCAGAAAGAGCCUGAGCCCAGCAUCCUUUGUCCCGUUUUGAAGAGCAAAAUCCAGGAAGCCUCAGGAGUGGCUGACCCAUCCUAUGUCCAAAUAGCACAGGAGAAAAAGAACCAGAAAGGUUCAGCGGUGUUCUCUGUCCAGGAGGAGUUGUAUCCAAGUCCCGCAGAGCUGCGGGAUGAAGACAUGGAGGACGAGAAGUGCUGCUCCAUCCGGUACUGCUUCUACUACAGGAAAUGUGAUGUCGCAGAUGAUGGGAGCGAGAAAGAUGAGCUGUCCUACUCCAUCCCCAUGCAGAUACUGCCGGGAAUGAAGCUGGACAAUCAGAUGGUGCCGGUCAUGAGCAGGACCCUUCAGGUCCUCGAUGCAACAGCCUGCAGCAGUCCCAAUGACAGUCAGACCCAGGAAAUAGAUUUAAGGACCUCCACUUUUGAGGGGAGCCUGGCAAAGAUCAACACCCUUCGAGGCCAUGCCUACAGCUUGCCCAACGGCUUUCUGCAAGUGCAGCUGGAUACCAAUGAGCUCCUGACUAUCCUGCGGCAGUGCGUGGUGAGCCCUGAUGCCCGGGACUGCAAGCCGUACAUCUCCCAGCUGGCUGAGUACAAGCAAGAGCUCGCCCUCAAGUUCAAGGAGUUCCGGGCGUCCUGCCGCCGAGUGGCAGCCGUGGACAAGAGCCCUACCCACAUGCUCUCGGCCAUCACAAGCAGCUUCCAGGUGCUAAGCAGCCUCAUCGAGACGUUUGUGAGGCUGGUGUACAUCGUGCGCUCCGAGUCCCAGCGGCAAGAGCUGCUGACCAAGGUGGAGGAAGUGGUGAGAAACUACACUUUCCUCCUGAGGGCUGCCGAGGAGUCCACGGCCAGAACGCUGAGCCACCAGCAGACCGUGGAGCAGCUCGCCCGCCAGUCAGCCACGGUGGCCACUGUUAUGAGCACGCUCACGCGCUCCCUAAAGACGCUGAUCAAUAAGUAAACCAGCUCCGAAAGCCAACAAGCCAGCGUGUGCCGGGCUGUGUCGGUGGUUCUCGUGUCGCCUGAGUCUGGUGAGGAUGUGUGUCUGCAGGGAAAGCCCCCGUCCGGUGGGGUUUGCGGCGGAAAAGACAUCGUUUUAUUUCUCUGCAGAAGGGAUGGUUGUGUUGGUGGUGUUCUGGAAGGUAAAGCCGUGCCCUGAUGCAAGCUGCACAGCCAGCUUGUCAGGGGUCUCAAGCAGCUGCUCUGCUUGCUCUCCCAUGCUGGCUUGUCAGUGACUGGCUUGUCAGGGACGGAGGCAUCGUCACCCCGUCCCCACGCUAGUCUGGUUCCGUGUGGUUCUGGGCCUCCCUAGUGCAAAGACCUGACACUGUCUCCCUUUGCCACGGUGCGUGCUGGCCAGCAGUUAGCAGGAACUGAGGGGAGAUCUCCCGGCUUCACUUGGGCAGGGGUCCAGCUGGAGCCAAACCAGUGUCUUGCCACGUAAACAGAUCUUCUGCCUCCAGGGUCUUCCUGGCCCAGAGAUGCAAUGUCAUGAGCAGCAGAAGGCAUCUCUGGGAUGCAAAUUCCCCUCUGCUGCUGUGCUAGGGCUCGGGAAGCCCUAGCACGGGGAGGAUGCAAUGAUCCUGGGACAGGGCUCGGUCCCCCUCACGGGCUCUACUCUCUCAGCUUAUGCAGCGAUGCCCCUGUCCUGAGCACAGGCACCGCCUGCGCAGAAGGCAAUAGCUGGAUGUGUGGGAGCAGGGAGCCAUUCGCCAUCCCCUGCUGGAUGGCCACGUCCACGGUAGAAAGCCUGCAGAGACCUGGAUUGACCUGUGACCAUUGCAAGCCAGAAGCUGGGCUGGCAGCUAAGAGGAGGCCUCUUCCACGCCAUUCUCCAGAGGUCAGGCCCAUGCCUCAGAGGCUCAGCCCAAACCCUCUCCUGCUUCCGUUCACAGUGCCCGUAAGAGAGGAGCCCCAGAUCAGGUUGGUCUGAAGCGAGGCUUCCUCCUGAGCUAGGCAGUGCUGCUGCCGUCUGCCAAAGGAGCUGCCCUCCUCGCCAGGGGGCCGGGAUCCUUUUUCUGUCUCCACUGGACUGACUGACUGCCAUGAGAAGCAUUAUUUAGUACGUGAUGGUUAUUUAUUUGGAGUUGGGUUAGUUUUGGGUUUGUUUGUUGUUGUUGUUUUUUUUUUUUUUUUUGGUUGGUUUGGUUUGGUUGGUUGGUUUUGGUUUGUUUUUUACUUCCAGGUGAAUGGUAAAACGAUUCCUAAUUGUUUUCCCCCACGCCCCAAGGUUCCCGCCCUCCUCCCAGCCUCGCUCCUAGACAACAAUCGAUCAGACCGCCUUAACUGGUGCUUCAGCGCACUCGCCCUCCCUCCAAAACGCAGCGAGGAGGAGAACAUGCAAGGUUCUGCGUUGCAUUGCCCUUACAGUGCCACCCACCGCACUUCACGCACACGGGGGGGAACAGGGCUGCGGGGCUCCCCGCGCCUCCCCCCGCACCAUCUCCAGCUGGAAGGGGAGAUCACGGCGCUCGCCCCGCGGCGCGGCCGUCGGGAGGGAGAAGGGUUGGCAGACCUCGCAAGCGUGCCCCACCUUGCGCACAGGGCUGAUCAGGGAUCUCCGUAUGGUCGAUCACUUCCCAUCUCUGUUAUUUUAUUUUUUUAUAAAUACGCACAUUUGAAAUCUCUUGUUCUUCCAUAAGAGUUAUGGAAAUGCACAAUGUGCUUUUAACACGCGCAUCCUCUACUGAGUGCAAUAACGUCCCCUGGCCCGCGGCUGCCCCGGACUUUGGCUGUUGCUGUCAGCAAGGCAGAGAGGAUCCUGCUGUGUGGACAGAGCACCCUCCUGCCUCCUGCUUUCAAGAACCAUGUAGCAAAUAUUCGGUGGAAGAGCCAAUUCGGAUUUCAGCCCAUGGUGGGCAAAGCCUGUUAUAAUGCUGAAGGCCAACUGGGAGCUCUGUUUUUCUUUUCCCCGUGAAUUAUCUAUUAUGAAACUCUGAGUUUCCUCAAGCUCCCUGUUAUGCCUAUAUCAUUUCUCCAUAAAUCUCUCAGUCUAAUACACAGGAAAAUUUUUUUAUUGUCUGUAUAUAGUAUAUAUAAAAAUAUAUAAAUUAUAUAUAUACACAAAUUUAUGUCUUGUUUUACAAACAAGAAAGAUUAAAUAUAUUAAUCUUAAUAUCCAAA
Molecule: messenger RNA, 7641 nt
Organism: Oxyura jamaicensis (ruddy duck)
Lineage: Eukaryota; Metazoa; Chordata; Aves; Anseriformes; Anatidae
Gene: FRMPD3
Product: FERM and PDZ domain containing 3
Exons: 17
Coding region: 371-5479 (1702 amino acids)
Cellular component (GO): cytoskeleton
Molecular function (GO): protein binding
Source: RefSeq, a predicted model, not a curated record